Bolinopsis microptera is the source of this 6010-nucleotide messenger RNA. RefSeq lists its product as uncharacterized. Gene Ontology annotation, biological process: proteolysis. Gene Ontology annotation, cellular component: membrane. The transcript has 21 exons. The record is from RefSeq and is a predicted model, not a curated record. Gene Ontology annotation, molecular function: protein binding; serine-type endopeptidase activity. Lineage: Eukaryota; Metazoa; Ctenophora; Tentaculata; Lobata; Bolinopsidae. Bases 108 to 5504 code for a protein of 1798 amino acids.
AGCUGUCUGAAUAGGGUAAAGAAUAGAAAAGGAACUUACUCGCUUUAAGUUAAUCUACUAACACAAUUCCGAAAAGUGUAUUUCAAUUGACCCAUCUUACUAUCUGAAUGGUAAACAGCGCACUGUUAAGAUCCAGUUUUCUAGUUCUGUUCCAGAUAGUUCUCCUGAAUAGUGAGAACCUCCCAGACCUAGAUGACAUAAAUAGGAAGAUCAAAGAGGAAACGGAUAGAUACAAUGGGCCAGCUCAUCAGACCCUCUUGAAAAAUGAACCAAAGUCGUUGGCAAAAUUACAAGCUGAGCGUGCUCCAGUUUCAUCAGCCAUAAAUAUCACAAUGAUGGAACACAAAGAGUCAAUUGAGAGAGGCAAUAUGAACGAAAUAUACGUGCCCUCGAGACUUCCUGCUAUUGGGUUCGGAGAUACGAGUAAGUUCGACGACAUGAACAACGUGGAGGGGGGUGAUGACGUGGAGAAGGGUGAUGACGCUUCAUCGAGGAUUUGGUACGGAGACGAUGCUACCGAGGGAGAAUUCCCUUUCAUGGCGAGAGUGAGCGUAAACAAGAAGUACUACUCUUCCGGUAGUAGAGCCAGCUAUGGUAUGUGUGGAGGGUCUAUCAUCUCUAAAAGACUCAUUCUCACAGCUGCUCAUUGCGUGGUAGUCGGCAGAGAAAACUGGCACGAACUCGAGAAUCCCUAUCGAUAUGAGAUAAAAGUCGGAGACCACUCAAGCAGCACUAACAGAAACGAAAGAACGUACAGAGCUGAAGGAGUCAUCGUCCAUCCUGACUACGACAACGGGGACACCCUCGCUAACGACAUCGCCAUGGUGGUGCUCGCAGAAGACAUUGACUUUGGUAACGGUGUGGGGGUAAUCAAGGUGCCAGAAUCAGGGGAUGCGGAGUUGAUGAACGAGGGGAAAACAGUGACUGUAGCAGGAUGGGGGAGUAUUGAGGGUGGAGCAUCAGCUAAUGUACUACGGAAGAUGGAAUCUAAGUUCUCCAACAGAGUGAUGUGUAAGAGGUUCUGGUACUACCGCCGUAUGGACAUCACUGAUGGUAUGGCGUGUACUGAUAGGGUACUGUUAGAGGGAGGAGAUAAGUAUGCCCAUAUAUGGAGUGGAGACUCUGGCAGUGCACUCUUUAAAAAGAACACUGACGGCAGCUUCACGCAGCUAGCCCUGGUGAGCUGGUCAAGUUCUCAGGAGCAGGUGGCUGGACCCGACAUCCACACUAACGUGUUCUACUACAGAGACUGGAUCAGGGAGCACAUGGGCAUGAUGGAGUCCACCUACCUACAGAGAUCCAGGGCUUACUACAAUGCGUACCGAGAUCUGGAGUUUAAGGACAUGAGGCACUUCCUGUUUAGGAGAGCUAACCUCUACACCUCAUCAUCCUACCUCAAGGUUCAAGCGGAUGUCACCCUCAACAACAUACCCAAUAACCACUUUGUUCUUGUGUACGAUGGAGCGGAUAUAGAGGAGGAUAAGAUGAUAGCCAUGUUAACGAGAGAUGAGGAGCUAACAGGGAUAGUGUCCUCCUCCUUUGAGGGACUGACAGUGGUUAUGCAGACUAAUGAUAGAGGUGAUUUGUUCGGAAGUGUUGAUAUCCGGUACAGUGCUAUCCUUCCUCCUUCCGACGUGGUCUCCACUAGCUUGAGGUGCCCGUAUGGGUUCUGGGCCUGUGAGGACGAGCUGUACUGCAUCAGGGAGGAUGAUGUGUGCGACAACGUGCAAGGGAGCACUGGAGAGUGCCGUGAUGCUUCUGACGAAGACGAGGGAUGUAAAGAAAAGGAGGAGGAGGAUGAUGACACUCCCGAUGAUAAAGGCUGGAUCAGUGUCGUCCCUGGCAGCACAUCCUUCUCGUGGGACUACACGGACUCGUCCCUUGUAGUACAGGCAGCUGGCUUCAAGGGGAGUUGGUAUUCGGUGUACGUUGAGUUAAGUCACAAGACUGCUGGAGAGCCGAUGUGGUUUGAAAUGAGAUUCGGAGCUGUCGAGGUGUAUAUUAGGGUGCACAACUGCACAGAGUAUUACGUUGGUAUGAAUUACCCUUCUUCAUAUACGUCGACGCAAGACACUGAAUACAUGAUCACUUUCAAUGAUGAUUACAUGUCUGUUGUUGGGAAUGAAGAGAUUCUUUGGAAUUUAGAGUAUAAAGGAGGGAUCACAAUGGACUCCUGCCUCGAUGCAGUAAAAGGAAUUUCGUCAACGGGAAAGUUUGCAGCUGAGGACACAGCAACUGACAAGUUUAAGAUAAUGCCAUCACCCAAAAAUGACAAACUUGACAAAGAACCCGAUUCUACCUACGUUAAGGAUUAUUCCCAAUAUGAUAAACUAUCUUUUUCUGCUAUGGUGAGGGACACAGCUAUACACUACGACGUGCUACAGACAUCCCUACAGAUAAUCACCCGCGGGGAAAGGGCCAUUAAAUCUGGUAUAGUUCUGGACAUCUACAAAAGAAAUUCAAAUGUAGCAUACUCCUACAUCGAGAUCUACUUUUUCGAGUCUGCACCUUACUACUACCUGGACGGGUGUACUGAGAAUGUUAUCUUGUUCCCGCUCCCUGACGCAGAUGUUAACGGGGAUAGGGUGUGGACAUUUGACUUCGACACUGCAAACAGGGUUAUAUUCCGUUGUAAUGGUAAGGAGUUUGGUAGAGUAGUAGCAGGCAGCAGUGCUGUGAAAACUGGGUGCAGUUCCGUCCUGGGAAAUGGCAAGUUGGACAGGAUAAAGUUCCCUUCACAGUACGAUACUGCUUCUGAUGGGUUCAGGGUUCUAUGUCUGGAUGAGUGUGUGGAUAUUGAUCUGUGGAGGCCUAUAGAGAGCUACUACACCGAGUUCCAGUGGGAUGUAACUGAGUUGUCCAUGCAAUUUACAACUGAAGAUGGCAGAAACAGUGAUCUGAUGAAUAUAAUCGGGUUUUAUGAAAGUGAGGAAAAGUUUGAUGAGUUUCAGCGGGUAGUGCUUUAUCAUGGCAAGACACAGUUUUGGGUGUGGAUAAGAAAUUGUACCGAAUACUGGAUCCCUCUCCCCUACCAUUCCUCUUACGAUGAAUCAGAGAAUUAUUUUUCGGCUACUUUAACAUUCCACAAGGAUUAUGCAUCCGUGCUCAGGAAUGGGGAACAUUUGUUGAGCUUCCAGUAUGAUUCAGACAUUGCCAUGGAUCUGUGCAGACCAACGGUUGAAAGAUAUUUUAAGAACGCAUUCUUUUAUUACAGUGGCGAAAUGAACCCAAGCAGUACUGACAAGUUUAGAUUAGUGCCCAGAAUAGCAAAUGACACAGACCUGCUAAAACCAGAGCCAGAUUUUAAGGAUUUUUCUAAGUUUGAUGAUCAGAAGUUCGAAAAGUUUUCAACAGACCCUCUUGCAUUUGACUUUAUUGGGGCACCACUUCAACUUAAAACUGUAUUUGACAUGCCAGAAAAAAGCAAUUUUUCCCUCGCUCUACUGAAUUUGGACGGAGAAGAGAUUGGGGACAUAGCCAUUGGAGUUUGGGAGGUUACUGCUUUUUUCUUCAUAACGCCAUGUCACGAGGGUGCUAUCCUUAUGAGCAUUCCCAAGGCGCAAGAAAACACAGAAUCCACCAGAAUUUGGACAAUUGAGACCGGUCAGGAUAUGAUUGUGCUACGUUGCAAUGGGGUCGAAUUAGGGAGAAUUGUGAAAGGAAGCAGCCUGAUACUGGAAACUUGUGAUGAAAUAUUUGGGGAGAAGGUUAAAAGUGUUCAGAUGAGAUCAGCUAUGCCGAUAUCUUACAGGAUCCUGUGCCUUGACAACGAUGAUUGUGGUCUAUGCUCGGCUGGAAGCUACUCGACAGAUAGUGGAUGCGAGGAAUGCGAAGAGAACACUUUCAGUGAUGCUGGAGCAUCUUCUUGCACAAGUUGUCCUGAUGGAAAGGUAUCACCUGUUGGAUCUAUUUCAGAAAAUGCUUGUUAUUAUGCUCCAUGCACGUCUGGAAGCUACAUGACAGACAGUGGAUGCCAAGAAUGCAGAGAGAAUACUUUCAGUGGCGCUGGAGCUUCUUCAUGCACUAGUUGCUCUGGCAAUAAGAUUUCGCUCGCCGGAUCUACUUCAGAAAAUUACUGUUAUUAUGCACCAUGCACGGCUGGAAACUACAUGACAGGCAGUGGAUGUCAGCAAUGCAAAGAGAACACUUUCAGUGGCGCUGGAGCUUCCUUUUGUACUAGUUGCCCUGGUGACAAGAUUUCGUCUGCUGGAUCUACUGCGGAAAAUGACUGUAACUAUGCUCCAUGCACGGCUGGAAACUACAUGACUACAUACGGAUGUCGUCAAUGUAGAGAGAACACCUACAGUGGUCCUGAAGCUACUUUGUGUACUGAUUGUCCCGAUAGGAAGAUCUCUGCUGCCGGAUCUACUUCUCAAGACGCCUGUCAAUACAUUUCAUGCACGGCUGGAGACUACAUGACAUACAGUGGAUGUCAGAAGUGCGGAGAGAACGCAUACAGUGGCGCUGGUGCCUUGUCUUGUACUAGUUGUCCAGAUGGAGAACGUUCCCCUGCCGGAUCUACUUCAGUGUAUGACUGCUACUUCCCUCCUUGCUCGGCUGGAAGCUACAAGACAAACAACAGAUGCGAGGAAUGCAUGGAGAAUACGUACAGUGGUCCUGGAGCCUUUUCUUGUAUUGGAUGUCCUGAUGGAAUGAUUUCAGCCGCUGGAUCUACUUCCAAGGAUGCUUGUUAUUCUGAUAAAAUUGAUCAAAAGUACUCCUUUAAAACGAUCUCGCCUGGUAACCUUCCCCGUAUUGGAUUGCUCAUGGCAACAAGUCUAGAGAAAGAAGAAUGGAAGUUAGUUUGCCGGACAGGUAUGGGGAGGUCUGAGGUGGAUGCUUUGUGUAGAAGUAUGGGGUACAAGACUGGCACUCUCAUUGAUGUUUAUGUCAAGGAGUUCUACGAUAUUUCUGCAGAAACAAAGUACGGUGUGUCCAACAUGAAAUGUCCCGACGGAGCCUCAUCACCAUCAGACUGCAGCUUUACCCCUUACAGUUCCGCUUCAGUGCCUUGUAUAGGAGGGGAAGUGGCUUCAGUCUCUUGUUCCAAUGAGCCUUUCCAGUUAACAGUGACUGAUUUUAUGGCCAGGGUCCAUAGAAGGGGCAACGCAUUCUUUAGAUGCUCAGGCUCUGCGACUAGAUUCGGAAUGACGCUCGACUUAGGCAACAGUGCACUGGCCGUGGCCCUCAACAGGAAGAACGAUGGUGAAAUUAGUGUUUUAGCUGACAAACUUUACUAUAAGGGGUCGAGACGAGGGUACUGGUCAGUGAGAAAAUACAUCAAGCCCCUUUCCUCGAUAGACAGAUGCUACAUAUGCCUGCUUCUAAUGGAUGGCACGGAUCAUAUGGACAUAGCAUUGUCGGGCGAUUGCAAACUGGGCAAGCAGCAGAUUUUAAGUGAAAUUAAGGACUUAAUGGGCAGAAAUGUUUUAAAGAUUGGUUAUACGCAAAUACACAAAGACACACAAUUCAGAAGAGUAGAAACAUAUAAUAUAAAUAAAUAAUAAGUUAUAUGUGAUACCCGCACCAUGUGGUAACCAUGCGGUAACCAUAGUAACUAUGUGAUAGUCAAUCACGUGGUUACCGUCUAUAGUUAAAGUAAAUUAAAUUGAUUAGCACUGAUUAAAAGUUCCACCUCUUCAAUUUCACAUGAUUAAAACAUGGUUACCAUGGUUACUAGAUGGUAACUAUGGCUAUCACAUGGUUGUCAUGGCGAUCAAAUAGUAACUAUCACUUUCAUAAUAUGGUAACCAUGCACUAUCAUUGAUGAUAUGACCAAAUGAUCGCAUACUAUAUAAUCAAACGACAAAAGUUAUUUUGAAUAAGUAGUAAGAUGGUUUUAUUUCGUUGAACCUCAAUGUCUGUAGAAUGUAAACUUUAAAUAUUAAUUGUUCACUGUUAUGAAAUAUACAAGCCUGACCCUAAUCUAAAGAAAGUUUUGUAAAAUAGAAUAACUUCAGAUUUCGAAUUUUUAUUUUUUUCAAUGAUAUACAAUUUUAUUUUUAGAAAA